Messenger RNA from Akanthomyces muscarius, 1857 nucleotides. RefSeq lists its product as uncharacterized. Gene Ontology annotation, cellular component: mitochondrion. The record is from RefSeq and is a predicted model, not a curated record. Gene Ontology annotation, molecular function: 5-aminolevulinate synthase activity; pyridoxal phosphate binding. The coding region runs from base 1 to 1857 and encodes 618 amino acids. Gene Ontology annotation, biological process: heme biosynthetic process. Lineage: Eukaryota; Fungi; Ascomycota; Sordariomycetes; Hypocreales; Cordycipitaceae. The transcript has 2 exons.
AUGGAUAGCGUUCUUCGUCAGUCCAGGGCCAUGUGCCCCUUCCUCAAGGCGGCCUCUCCCGCGACCCUCCGCGCCAUGUCGACGACGGCCCGCCCCAAGCCCGCGUCGCCCUGCGGCGGCACCAUGUCCAAGCUGCAGGUCUACGCCCAUCGGUGCCCCGUGAUGGGCAAGGCCCUCGCCGUGCAGUCGUCCAAGUACGCUGCGCUCUCCGGCAUCCGCGCCUUUUCCGGCAACGGCAAGCCCGGCCGCGCGAGCAUCCACACCAGCCGCAACCAGGAGGCACGCGCCGUUGAGACGCCCUUCCUCAACGGCCGUGACAAUGCGCCCGCCCCCCCGACCGUGCCGCUCCAGCGCAAGGAAGCCUCGACUGCCGCCGCCGCCGCCGCCGCCUGCCCAAAUCACGGCGCCAAGUUCAACUAUGAUGGCUUCUACACCAACGAACUCGACAAGAAGCACAAGGACAAGUCGUAUCGCUACUUCAACAACAUCAAUCGCCUGGCCAAGGAGUUCCCCCGCGCCCACAUGGUCAACAAGGAGGAAAAGGUGACCGUCUGGUGCGCCAACGACUAUCUCGGCAUGGGCAGCAACAAGGUUGUCCUCGACAAGAUGCACGAGACUCUCGAUGAAUACGGCGCCGGAGCUGGUGGCACACGCAACAUCUCGGGCCACAACAGGCAUGCCGUCGAGCUCGAGGGUACCCUGGCCAAGCUGCACGCCAAGGAGGCCGCUCUUGUCUUUUCGUCUUGCUACGUCGCAAACGACGCUACCCUGGCCACUCUGGGCAGCAAGCUUCCGGAGUGCGUUAUCCUGUCCGACAGUCUGAACCACGCCUCGAUGAUCCAGGGUAUCCGACAUUCCGGCACCAAGAAGGUCGUGUUCAAACACAAUGACGUUGCCGAUCUCGAGGCCAAGCUCGCGUCACUGCCGCUGCACGUGCCCAAGAUUAUUGCCUUUGAAUCCGUCUACAGCAUGUGCGGCUCGAUUGGACCCAUUGAGGCCAUCUGCGAUCUCGCCGACAAGUACGGCGCCAUCACGUUCCUCGACGAGGUUCACGCUGUCGGCAUGUACGGUCCGAGCGGUGCUGGCGUUGCCGAGCACCUCGACUGGGAGGCGCACAAGGAGGGCAUGCCCCGCGGCACCAUCAUGGACCGCAUCGACAUCAUCACCGGCACUCUGGGCAAGGCCUACGGCUGCGUGGGAGGAUACAUUGCCGGCAGCACCAAGCUUGUUGACAUGAUUCGCUCUCUGGCUCCGGGCUUCAUCUUUACGACCUCGCUCCCCCCCGCGACCAUGGCUGGCGCCAAGGCGUCGAUUGAGUAUCAGAUCGAAUACGAUGGCGACCGCAGGCUGCAGCAGCUUCACACGCGCGCCGUCAAGGAGGAGAUGAACGCACGUGACAUUCCCGUCAUGCCAAACCCCUCUCAUAUCAUCCCCAUUCUGGUUGGCAACGCUGAGCUGGCAAAGGCUGCCUCGGAUAUGCUUCUCCAGGACUACCAGAUUUACGUACAGUCCAUCAACUACCCGACGGUCCCCGUUGGCCAGGAACGCCUCCGCAUUACGCCCACGCCCGGACACACCAAGGAGUACCGCGACGAGCUGGUGGCUGCUGUGGACGAGAUCUGGACCCGGCUUGGCAUCAAGAGAACGUCUGAGUGGGCUGUGGAGGGCGGCUUCAUUGGUGUCGGCGAGGAAGGCGCGACCGAAGCGGCGCUGUGGACCGACAAGCAGCUCGGAAUCGAGCAGGCUAGGGAGGAAAUGAUGGCAACUGGACAGGUCAAGAACGGUACAAGCUUCACCGAAGCGCUCCUCGAGCGUGAGUCCGCUGGUGCUCGCGGCGCUGGCGUGGCCGCCGCUUAG